AUGCCGGACCCCGAAAUCGAGGUCAUGCGGGAGAAACUACAAGCAGCAGCUCCCACUGUGGGAGCGCAACAGGGUACACCGGCCGCCUCGUCUGCACCUGCGGAGGACCCUAGCGCGACUGGCGCCAAAUCACCCCCGGCCACAACCGGUGAGGUCGGCGACGGGAAGCAAAAGCGCAAGGGCAAGGCGAAUCACGGCUCUUCCAAGGAGACAUCUAAAGCGGCCACGCAGGGUCGGAAGAGUUCAGGCGUCCGUGUUGACAAGGAGAUGGGGCUGGCCGUGUCGGAGAUAAAGUUUGGGAAGAAGAUUCGUUACAUUUGCCGGUCGAUGGACAAGUCGGAGGCCGCCUACUGCAUCGCAAUCGCCGUUUCAUCGUUCGACGGCUACGUGAGCGACGUGAUUCUCGCCGAGUUCAGUGGUGUCAAGGAGGAUGUGAUGAAGCAGUCUAAGUCGGACUGGGAUGUGGCGCGAUUGAUUCCGGGCGGCAUGUGGAUGGUCAUGUGGAGCCGAGGCGCAAACGUCUUCCGCGACAGGUUCCAAGAGGUGGUCGCGGAGUACAACAGGAUAACCGCCGCCGACCGCGCAGCUCUCAUGGUGGCUCUUCGUCCGGCGGUGUAG
This is a messenger RNA of Closterium sp. Naga37s-1, 618 nucleotides long. Lineage: Eukaryota; Viridiplantae; Streptophyta; Zygnematophyceae; Desmidiales; Closteriaceae. The record is from the annotation of a GenBank genome assembly.